AUGACAUACGAAACUUUUGGCAAAUUCGCCCAUGAGAUCCGCCUGUGGGAAGGUUUCUGUCACCCUAAUGUGCUAGAGCUGCUGGAUUGGUGCACCAAUCCAAAGAGGCCCACGGAGUUAUCGAUGAUCACCUCUGUGGCACCCGAACAAUCUUUAUUACACUAUGUCGCGCGUUAUGGAAAGCUGCCCGAAUAUCUCGCGCAGCCCGUCGUCGCUCAAGUUAUAGACGGCCUUAUGGGUUUCCUUCACCGGGACAUCAAACCUGAGAACAUCCUGGUUUUCCACCAGGACGAAUCUGGCGUUCUCACCGUCAAAAUUGGCGAUUUCGGGACGUGUAUCCGGAAAAAGGAGGAUCCUAACGCACCGGUGGACCGUGCGGGAAGUACGAACUACGCCGCGCCUGAAGUGGCGAUGAAGCGCAACAACGAGCUAAGCGACGCAUUCUGUGUCGGAGGCGUGAUGUACUUCAUAUUGUUCAAGAAACGGCCGUUCCUGGUCCGAGAAGGAGCAAAAGACGUUGUAGAUCAAAUCACAACCAGGCGAUCGCAACUUGUGGAACUUGACGAGGUCGCUCCGAAUGCAACGGAAGAGAAUGCCGCCGAAGAAAGUGCUCGCGGAGUGAAUGCCGGCGGAGCGAAUGCCGCCGAAGAGAACGGAGCUAAGGGGGAAAAUACCGGAGCGAAUGACGCCGGAGCGGACGACGCCAACGGUGGCAGUGGUAACAGCAAUGCACCCACCGAGGAGGCCCAAGCCACAGGCAACGAUGACGUGAAGAAAGGCUCGCUCAGCAAACAUGCUCGCGCUUUACUCCGCGGAUUGUUGCAGGAGAAACCCGAAGAUCGCAUGGAUCUCAGGAGAGCUCGGGAGUCUCCUUGGCUCCAAGAUUGCGAACAGAGCGAGCCUUGCUGCUGCUCCAGCGCCAGUAGCCGUAGCGUCAUCACAUUACAUCCGUCAAGCCCGGACACAACGUUCAAUCCAUCUUCGAUCGUCGUCGUCCUCGCCGUCGCCUGGCGCUUCCGCCUAUGGAGAAAGCGCUGCUCUAGCCCCGAAUUCAGUGCAAGUCGCCGGACCAAGUCGCGCAGCUCAUGGUCAGGAGUCGACGAAUCCGCUGUUGACCCGUUGCAGCCCAUAGCGGAGGACCUGGAGCGCGCAGAGACUGCUUCCCAAGUGCUAAACGCGAUUCUGGAGCAUGUGCCCGUUCCCCCGCAGAACGCUGCUAUGGACGUCGACCUUGUCCCUGAGCCAGCCGAAGAGCCAGGAGCUGCAAUGACCGACACCGUGCCAGCUGCAUCUACCUUGAAGGCCCCUCCUCCACGCACGCGGGCUCGUACUCGCGCAAGGAAAAACGCUGGAUCCUCUCCGGCAGUGCCUGUCAGACGAUCGACUCGCAUCCACGACAAGCGCGCUGGUACUGCAGUCGGUGCAAUUGCCGCGACUCAUGAUGCGCAGGUCGCGCCAGCGGUCGGGAAGAAGGGGAUGUUGGCCACGACCGGACAGAAGAGGAAGCUGGGCGCACAAGUGGAGAAGGCCAGCAAGAGACAGAAGAUGGUAUAA
Molecule: messenger RNA, 1554 nt
Organism: Punctularia strigosozonata HHB-11173 SS5
Lineage: Eukaryota; Fungi; Basidiomycota; Agaricomycetes; Corticiales; Punctulariaceae
Product: kinase-like protein
Exons: 10
Coding region: 1-1554 (517 amino acids)
Biological process (GO): protein phosphorylation
Molecular function (GO): ATP binding; protein kinase activity
Source: RefSeq, a predicted model, not a curated record